Molecule: messenger RNA, 1713 nt
Organism: Lachnellula hyalina
Lineage: Eukaryota; Fungi; Ascomycota; Leotiomycetes; Helotiales; Lachnaceae
Product: General amino acid permease
Exons: 6
Coding region: 1-1713 (570 amino acids)
Biological process (GO): amino acid transmembrane transport
Cellular component (GO): membrane
Molecular function (GO): amino acid transmembrane transporter activity
Source: RefSeq, a predicted model, not a curated record
AUGGCCUCUUCAGGCGUCGAUAUUCCUGGUUCGGCCAUGGCAGAGUACGAGAUUGCAGCUGCUGAGAAGGAAAACGCGCAAUUCAGCAAAAUGAUGCACGAAGAAGCCAAAACCCAGUCGCCGCCAACUUACCAGGACUCCGACUCGAUCAAGGUUUCCUACGACUCGACUCAUAGACAACUUCGCCCGAGACACAUCCAACUGAUCGGUAUUGGUGGCACAAUUGGAACUGCUCUGUACGUGUCAAUUGGACAUGGAUUGCUCAAUGGGGGACCCGGUAGCUUGUUUAUGGCUUUUACAAUAUGGUGUACAUUUAUUCUGGCCGUUACGAACUGUAUGAGUGAAAUGGUCACCUACUUACCAAUCAGUUCGCCAUUUAUUCGAUUUGCUGGCCGCUAUGUUGAUGAGGCUUUCGGGGUUGCUGCUGGUUACAACUUCUUCAUUUUUGAGGCGGCUCUUGUUCCCUUCGAAAUCGUCGCAUGUAAUGUGAUUAUCCACUACUGGUCUGACGCUGUACCAGCUGGUGGCAUCAUUGCAAUUGUCGUUGUGCUCUAUGGGAUUAUCAAUCUCUUCGCUGUAAAGUGGUAUGGAGAAUCGGAAUUUUGGCUCGCAAUGGGCAAAGUCCUCCUAAUUGUCGGCCUCAUUAUCUUCACAUUCAUCGUCAUGGUUGGAGGAAACCCCCUGCAUGACAGAUUUGGCUUCCGAUAUUGGAGUACACCUGGCUCAUUCGCAGAGCUCUACAAGACUGGAAGUCUGGGCAGAUUCCUAGGCUUCCUACAAUGUCUCAUCCAAGCCUCGUUUACGAUCGCUGGUCCAGAUUACGUAUCCAUGGCGGCAGGGGAGGCCGAGAAUCCACGAAAAGUCAUGCCAAGAGCCUACAACGGCGUCUUCUACCGUCUCACUGCAUUCUUCGUACUCGGAAGUCUGGCAGUAGGAAUCCUGGUGCCAUACGAUGACAAGGAAUUGACAGCUGCUUUCAAAGACGGUCUUCCGGGAGCAGCAGCUUCUCCAUAUGUUGUUGCGAUGAACAGGCUUAAGAUCAAGAUUCUCCCAGAUAUUGUCAAUGCUAUGGUUCUAGCAUCCGCUUUCUCCGCUGGAAAUAGUUAUGUCUACUGUGCUAGUCGCUCGUUGUAUGGUCUUGCGCUUGAAGGAAAGGCGCCCAAAGUCCUCAGAAAGUGCACCAAGUCUGGGGUCCCCAUCUACUGUGUCUUUAUCACGCUUGCUAUUUCCCUCUUAUCAUUCUUGCAAGUCUCAAACAACUCCGCAGCAGUUUUGAACUGGUUCGUCAAUUUGGUUACGGCCAGUCAGCUGAUCAACUUCUCCGUGAUGGCAUUUACGUUUAUUUGCUGGAAGCGAGCUUGUGAUGCACAGGGCCUUGAUCGGAACCUGUUGCCUCAUAAGAGCUUUUGGCAGCCUUUCAGUGCUUAUUAUGCACUUACUGGCUGCUUUAUCAUGACGUUUGUUGGUGGAUAUACAGUAUUCCUGUCAGGCCAAUGGGACGUCCCCACUUUCCUCUUCUCCUACCUGAUGAUCGCCAUAUUCCCCGUCAUCUUCGUUGGCUGGAAACUCCUAAAGAAAACCAAGUGGCUGAAGCCGCAUGAAGUCGUGCUUCGAACGUCGGAAGUCGAUGAAAUUGAAGAAUAUACGCGGAACUAUGUUGAGAGGACUCCGAAGACUAGAUGGCAUGGUUAUGUGGAUAAGAUAUUCUCUUGA